Oppia nitens is the source of this 1548-nucleotide messenger RNA. RefSeq names its product glycogenin-1-like (gene Gyg). The record is from RefSeq and is a predicted model, not a curated record. The transcript has 5 exons. Gene Ontology annotation, cellular component: cytoplasm. Bases 379 to 1365 code for a protein of 328 amino acids. NCBI's taxonomy places the organism in Eukaryota, Metazoa, Arthropoda, Arachnida, Sarcoptiformes, Oppiidae. Gene Ontology annotation, molecular function: glycosyltransferase activity.
UAAUAAGUAUUUUGAAAAUAGUUAGUAAAUGGGAAAUGUAUGGAAAACAGUAGUGACAGUGAUGUGGAGUACACAGUCUCACAACUCAUCCCUACUAUAAAACAUACAAUAAAUGUGAACCAUUAGUGACAUUCCGGUGCAUAAAAAAUUGAGACUUAUAUUAGUUGAGUCCAUAAAUAAGUGUUAGUAUUAUAGUAAGCCUUCACUCGCUUUUUAUAUCACAAUUCAGUGGGCAUUCAUUUGAUGUUUUAGUUUUCAAGGCUUUUAGUGAUCAGAGUUUGAAUUCAUUGAAUUCAUUGCACAUCUCUUUAAAAUAAAUAUUUUUCAUUUCAUUUUGAUUUGCGAUUUGAUUUCCCCAUUCAAAGUAAAGCAUCGAUUAUGAGUUCGGAMGCGUUCGUAACUCUGGUCACAAAUGACACCUAUUCUUUGGGUGCAUUGGUUUUGGCCAACUCUUUGCGGUCAACAAAAACGAGGGCAAAAUUGGUAGUUCUCGUCACACCAGGAGUUACUGAUCACAUGAGAAAUAAUCUCCAAUCGGUGUUUGAUUUGAUAGAAAAUGUAGAUUUAAUUGAUAGUAAAGACACUGAGAUAUUAGAGGCAAUGAAGAGACCAGAGUUGGGCGUCACUCUCUCAAAGAUUCAUUGCUGGCGUUUAACGCAAUACAAUAAAUGUGUGUUUUUGGACGCAGACUGUCUGGUCAUUCAAAACAUUGAUGAACUCUUUGAAAAAGAGGAACUGUCAGCAGUUCCAGACAUCGGAUGGCCUGAUUGUUUCAAUUCAGGUGUUUUUGUAUUUGUGCCAUCAGAUCAUACAUUUAGAGGUCUGCUUAAAGCUGCCAUUGCUAACGGAAGUUUUGAUGGCGGAGAUCAGGGUCUUCUCAAUACAUAUUUUUCUGAUUGGCGAACAAAAGACAUUUCUAGACAUUUAUCCUUCAUUUAUAACAUGAGUUCAAUUGCUGUUUACUCAUACCCUCCCGCUUAUAGACAAUUUGGCAAAAAUGUAAAAAUUGUUCAUUUUUUGGGUUCAUUGAAGCCAUGGUUAUAUGCAUACAGUGUGGCAACAGGUCAGGUAUCUCAACCAAAGAACAAUGAAGGAAUGCAUCAAUUAAUACACGUUCAGAACUGGUGGGAUAUCUUCAUGAGUAAAGUACAACCAUUACUAUCUACUGAAGAUGCAGGACUGGCAUCCAGUCUUUCACAAAUUCAUUUGUCUAACGAAUACCCGGGCUUUGAGGGCGAGUCAGGUGAACAGUUAGGUCGACAACAUGCCUGGGAAAGGGGACAAAUAGACUACUUAGGCGUCGACUCAUUCGCUAACAUCCAGAAGAAGAUAGAUGAGGCCAUAAAUACCMGAAUUGGUCACUAAUUAGUGAACAAAUUCAAUAUCCAUAAAACCAUUGGUGUCUUAUUCUAAGUGCCUUUAAGUUCACAUUAAUUCUUUUAUUUGCUUUGAAAUUGUCGUUUGAUAUCAAUAUUUAUAGUUUUCUGAUCUUAUUUUAAUAAUUAUUAUAGAAUUUUCUAGAUUUGUGUGCAAAUUGUUUCACUUUUA